Molecule: messenger RNA, 1011 nt
Organism: Eublepharis macularius
Lineage: Eukaryota; Metazoa; Chordata; Lepidosauria; Squamata; Eublepharidae
Gene: DRAXIN
Product: dorsal inhibitory axon guidance protein
Exons: 5
Coding region: 1-1011 (336 amino acids)
Biological process (GO): Wnt signaling pathway; axon guidance
Cellular component (GO): extracellular region
Source: RefSeq, a predicted model, not a curated record
AUGGCCUCUCCCCCUGCCUCUUUCUCCCCCGUCUUGGUCUUCUGCCUGCUGACGCUCAGCCCCACGGACUCCGUAGAACCGGCCUCCAGCCUCCCAGAGGUCACCAACAGCUUCCAGACCCAGGAUCUGCGGGUCCCCCAGCCACGAGCAGUGACACAGCACCGCAGACACAGCCUUCAAAAGCAGGAGUGGGCCCACCACGGAGCGCUGGCCCGGGCCCGAGGUUCCGGGGAGGGCAGCCUGCGGCUCCUGGGCAGAUCUGCGUUGGGGGAACAGCCUGCCAGCCUCCGGCAAAAGGACAUUUUCUUGGGUUUUGCAUUUCCGUAUCCUGAGCAGGAGAACCACGCCCUGGGAUCCGAAAGAGGGAAGAAGCAGAACCGCGAGCUCCGACGGCACAGCCGCAGGGACAGGCUGAAACAGCACCGCGGCAAAGGUCUUGAUCAGGGGCCAAGCGCGCUGUACAAAAAGCCUGAAAACUUUGAGGAGCAAUUUCAGAUGCUCCAAGCAGAAGAUACUCCUAUGGGAAUGGCUCCCACUUCUCUUCUUGGCUCCACGCCAAAGGCAUCCACCGAGGAGCCACCGACUCUCCAAGCAACGUCCCCUCGGCCUCGGGCCCGUGUCAGGCAAGCGGGGGAUGUGAUGCCCACACUGGACAUGACUCUCUUCGACUGGACGGAUUACGAAGACCUCCGGCUAGAUAUGUGGUCCUUGUCCCGGAAGAAAGAGAAACAGCGGAGUAAGACCAGUGGGAAUGAAACCACACUGGCUGAAGGAGAGCCCUGUGACCAUCACCUGGAUUGCCUCCCAGGCUGCUGUUGCGAUUUGCGGGAGCACUUCUGCAAACCUCACAAUCGUGGCCUGAACAACAAGUGUUAUGACGACUGCAUGUGCGCAGAAGGUCUGCGCUGUUAUGCCAAAUUCCACCGCAACCGGAGGGUGACCCGGCGAAAAGGCCGCUGUGUAGAGCCAGAGUCUGCGGAUGGAGAUCAAGGAUCGUUUAUUAAUGUCUAG